Messenger RNA from Pygocentrus nattereri (red-bellied piranha), 1493 nucleotides. It is a transcript of the gene naa80, whose product is annotated as N-alpha-acetyltransferase 80, NatH catalytic subunit. Bases 167 to 1063 code for a protein of 298 amino acids. Gene Ontology annotation, biological process: protein acetylation. The record is from RefSeq and is a predicted model, not a curated record. Gene Ontology annotation, molecular function: N-acetyltransferase activity; acetyl-CoA binding. The transcript is spliced from 2 exons. Gene Ontology annotation, cellular component: cytoplasm. Lineage: Eukaryota; Metazoa; Chordata; Actinopteri; Characiformes; Serrasalmidae.
CGACGGCUGCUGCUCAUUCAUUGAAAGCGGUCAAUGGAGCUGUAGAGGCUGAUAAACACUGGAAACUGAAGUGAAAUUAAGCAUUUAAUCAUAUUCAGGAUUUAUGGAACAUGUUCUUGUUUUUGGCUGCACCCUGUGACUGUUUUCCGCCGCUGAGAGGAAGAUAAUGAGGAUGAAAAUGUGUGAUGGUGACAUAAGCUCUCCGGCCAUCCGUAUCGUCCCUCUCCACGAGCGCUGGGACCUGUUGGAAGCUUGCGCGGAGCUCCUGAACACACAGUGGCAGCGUAGCAUGGGAGCGAGGCUGCACAGCCUCCGCCAGUCGAGUAACAACUACCCUGUGAAUCUCCUCCUGCUAGAGGGCGAGAAGCUGAUAGGUCAAGCCCGAGUGUCCCGAGUACUGGGCAGCAGGAGUCUGUUUGUGGAGUCUGUGGUGGUGCAACCGCAGUUGCGGGGAAAGGGGUAUGGGCGGGCUCUGAUGGAGGGCGUGGAACGGUAUGCUCGAGGCCGGGGCUGCACCCGCCUCUGCCUCACCACCCAUGACAAGCAGCACUUCUACUCCCACAUGGGCUUCGUCCCGUCUCAGCCUGUCCAAAACGUGGGUACGCUUGCCUCCUUAAUGCCUGUGGAGCUACUGCACAAGUUCUGCAGGAUGCCUGAGAACGAGGGAGCUGGGCAGCAAGAGAAAAAAGGGGGAGAUGAUGCUGGCACAACACUUAAAGUUUGUCCUCCACCUCCACCUCCUGCCCCUCCUCUUCCACCUCCUCCUCCACUCGUCCUACCUCCACUAUCACAAUCCUCCUUGUUUCCUGCCUCAAAUCCCUGCCUGUCUUCUUCUCUUUCUCCUUCCCUUUCUUCAUCUCUGCACCUUCCUCCUCCACCUCCUCCACUUCCUCUCUCUUGUCCUCCCCCUCUCUACUCUCCACCUUCUGUCCCCCCACCUGUCCUGCCUUGUCCUCCUCCUCCCCCCACCUCAUCAUGGACCCCCGUUGAUCAGACGUUGGAGCAGACACCAUACACGGAUAUCCGAGGACUGCCCAUCUUCUGGAUGCACAAGGACAUCUGAUACGGUCAUUAACCCAGCCCGGGGGUGUCCAGUCUUAUCCGCAAAGGGCCGGUGUGUUUACAGGUUUUCACUCCAAACAAGUUGGAGCAAACCUGACUCCACUUGUUUAAUCAGCUAGUCUUAGGCUCUUUGCGGAUAAGAUUGGACACCCCUGACUCUGCCCAAAGACGAAACAUCUAUGAAGUUAUGAACUUAGAUUCAAGAACUUUCAUGUCUCAGGGUGUUUUUACAUAGGAGCCAAAAUGGACAUCUUGUAUUUAUUCAAUCAGAACACUGAAACAACCUGAAUGUGCCUUAAAAACAACCAAAAAAUAUUUUGAGAUAUUUUAUUUAAACACUUUGGAUUUACUGUAAUCAUGUUGACUCUGAAUCACACAUCACUGCAGCUGUUUGCAUAAUUUUGUUUUAAUUAAAAGAGUACUAAGCGUUC